AUUUAUCCCAGAUAACUUUCCAAAAGUUUAAUUAACAUAGGAAUUUUUUGUGUCGUUUCAGUUUAUAAAUAAAUUCAGUUUAUCUAAAGUUGUGCAAGGGAAAUUAAAUUUUAUUUUAAAAGGACAAGCAGAUGAUCACAUUUGCAACCAAAAUCACCAGAAUGUUAAGCCUUGGUAUUGUGCUGGUUUUAUGUGCAUCAUUCGUGACGUCAGCAGUUACGGAAACAUGCAAUGAGAUGCCAUCAUGUUCUCUUUUUCCAAACCAAGACCGCGGUAUUGUGUCUGUACAAGACAUGAUCCAGGAAGUGCAGUCAAAACAUUGGAUAAUGAUUUACUACUCGCAAUUUUCGACCAAACAGACGUAUGGUAAAUGUAACUUUAGGUGGAAUGCUCCCGACUCCGACCAAAACAUACGGAAGGACUUAAUGUGCUACAACAUUGACAUUGAAAAAUGUGAAAGCUUCGAUCAAAUUGUCAAACGCAAGGUGUCUGACUGCAGUCGAGUCGAAGAAUACGAAAAUACCAAAUUGUAUUCGAAGUUUUACAGUCAAGAUUUGAAAACGUAUGUUUGGUUCUACACAUGUUAUACGUCCGAUGAAGGCAACGAUUGCACUGCAGAAUAUAUUGACCUUCUCGUCAGCAAAAAUAAAUUCCCUGAUUCGAGCGAUAGUGAACUUGAUCUUCAGGGUCUUCCUUGGCAUCUUAUAGCUACAGACCUGAAAACUCAUUUUAACAUGGAUAUGUCCGAUGACAAAGUGAAAUUUUCGUGGAAAGGACCAGAAUGUGGAUUUGAUGGCAAAGUGAUCAAAACUAGCGGUGCGAGCAAUGGCAGACAGAACAUCGUUGCUUUCUUUGUUAUCAUGUCAUUAUACACGCUUCUAUUCUAAAUAUAUAUAAGUAUUUUACUUAUACAAGGGAUGGUCCAGAAACACCCGGUAUAAAGCCAUAAAUCCAGUUAUAUUAAUUAAAAGUUCAUAUAAAAACAAUGCGUAAUAUAUCCUUUUUAUAUUGAAACAAGAAUUAUAACAAUCAAACACAUUAAGAUCACCACAGGCAUAUCUAAGCAAACAUAGUGAUGCACAUACUGCGUAAAUGGUAUCAGAACGCCAUAAGCAGUGAAGUCAAAACAAACAUAAAUGUUUCCAAAGUAUUUACCGCUGUGUGCGCCAAUAAGGUCGAUGCCUAAUAACUCAUAAGGUGAAUGAUAAUGUUCUUAUGCAAUAAAGAGUCAUCUGUUUAAAAAUGCGGAUGUCCCUUACCGCUAGUUUGGUGUGCUUACAACUCAAAUCUAUACGUCUUAUACAAUUGUUGUUUGAUAGUGGAAAAAUCAAACUUAUCUUAAGUUAAAGACAUAAAAUAUAUCCAUUUCUUUAUAUCAUUUGAAUAAAGUUGUGUAUGAUAAAAUUAGAUAUUUAAAAAAAAAACGACAAAUAAAAUGU
Ruditapes philippinarum (Manila clam) is the source of this 1439-nucleotide messenger RNA. RefSeq lists its product as uncharacterized. The transcript has 7 exons. Bases 132 to 887 code for a protein of 251 amino acids. The record is from RefSeq and is a predicted model, not a curated record. NCBI's taxonomy places the organism in Eukaryota, Metazoa, Mollusca, Bivalvia, Venerida, Veneridae.